UUUGGCUGGCUUUAGGUUAAUUAAUUACCCUAGAGUAUGAACAAAAAAUAUGAAAUAAAGAUGGACUCGACAAUCUUAGAUCAUCAUAGCUGAGAAAUUCUUUUCCAGUCGUUGUUAUUAAAGCGUAAGAUGUGGAUCGGGUGUAUGGUCAGGAUUAAAAAGAAAACAUGGCAUUUUUAUCUGAGGUUUUGUGUUAGAUUUAGGUAACUUUAGUGCAAAACCCAUGUGUUGGAACAGUUGUUAAUUCCAAAAACCUGCUAACAACCACACUUAAUCAACUAAUGUAAUUAAUUUCUAAGGAGCAAUAGUUCCCUGAGGAUGGUCUUAUAAAGGCCAAAAGCUUGGCAGGUGACUGCAGUUGUUGUUGUUUUUAAUCCUGACCUAAUCCACAUCUUACAUUAUACCACUCGUCGAUAAAACACAUAAUCGUGGUUUUUUUUAUUAAACAACCACGUGGCACUUGCUUUAAGCGUCCCUAACAACGGUUGCUAAGUAGAUUAUUACUGUACAUUGAGGCUCCAAGUGAUGAGAAGGCACAAUACUGGUUUUAACAUGUUUAGCGUUUGCUACCGUUUGGGUUUCACUUUUAUCAGAAGAGCACCGAUUUAAGCAGUGCUAACUUAAGCAAGUUUCUACUUUAUCACUUACGGCGUUCAGACUUCAGUUAGUGAACACUUAAAUAAUUAGUUCAUGGGCGUGGCCUAGAGUGGGAGAGGGAUUUAGACCAAUUGAACUUGAAAUUUUAUGUGAAAUAUGUCAUAUUGUAGUGCUCCAGGAUGCAAAAAUUACAGGGGAAAACGCUCCUUAAGAUCACUGAACGUCACUUUCCACAGAUUUCCUGCCAACUCUACCCUCCGUUAUCAGUGGUUGAAGACAGUAGGCAUCAGUGAUCCUGGCCCGAUCGGAAGGAUCUGUUCUGUACACUUUAAGCCCGAAGAUUUCAAAUAUCACUACGAUGGAAAGUAUCACUACCUCGUGCCGAAUGCUGUGCCAUCAAUAUUCCAUGGGAUGCAAGACCAGUCAGAACAAAACUUGAAGAGGAAACAGGACUGUUUUGCUGUGAAUAGUACUUUAUAGAGUAAAAUAAUGGAAAAAAGAUACAAUUUGAAAAGAAAAAAUAUAUUGAUGCAACGAAAAAUCACAAGGAGGUAUGAGGUAUAGUCAACAAGAAGACUCAAAUAUGAAUGCCCCAAUUAUGAAUUCUCGUAGUUCACUUGUUUUCCUCACUGCCGAUGUUGUCUGAGCUGUUCUGAUGACACUCAUUCCAACAAUAGAUCUCAUCUUGUGUUUCUUAGUAAUAAAUGAAUCUAUUUAUUAGAGUGAUUUCAUAGUGUGAGAGGGUUGAUGGCGGAAUAUUGAGUAUCACACCUUGAAGAUCAAGAAGGUAAUAUUUGUAGAGGGCAAUGGACAAAUAUAACUCCACCACCCUAAUUGAGUGAAUAUAUAAAUAGGAAUAAAUGUAUUAAAGAGUGAGUGAGAGUGUGAAUUUGGAUUGAGAGACUGACUGGGUGUUGGAAUGAUAGCCUCUGGAGCCCUCAGUGGAUCAAUGGAUAAGACCUCGGUCUGGCUGGACUGCCAACAUCCAGGGUGAUUCUUGAGGCCCGCCAAUAAUUUAUUGUAUAUAAAUAUUACCCUUAUUCGCCAAAAAUGUUUGGAUAAUUCAACUUUUUAUGGUCAUAAUAUUUCUUUGUGAAAAUUCAUUGCGGUGCCAGUGAGUAGUGAAUUUUUGUCAGCAAUCCUAUCAAAAUUAUCAUAUCAAUUUCUUAAAGCAGAAGAUAAAAGUUCAGAAGACUUCUUUCUAACCCUUAAAAUGUCUUUUAUCUAUGGAAGUUAGUAAUCUUAGUUUUGUAGCUAUAAAACAAGAUAAAAUAUAUUUAUGUAUGGUAAAAAAAAUUUGCAAGAAAAUAGUGUUUUGAAAUAAAUUUUGCACAGCAGAUUAUUAAUCAGUCUUAACAAGGGCUUAUU
This is a messenger RNA of Cimex lectularius (bed bug), 1965 nucleotides long. Its product is annotated as THAP domain-containing protein 8-like. The record is from RefSeq and is a predicted model, not a curated record. The transcript is spliced from 4 exons. Bases 754 to 1077 code for a protein of 107 amino acids. NCBI's taxonomy places the organism in Eukaryota, Metazoa, Arthropoda, Insecta, Hemiptera, Cimicidae.